Messenger RNA from Coniosporium apollinis CBS 100218, 1080 nucleotides. RefSeq lists its product as uncharacterized. The transcript is spliced from 3 exons. Gene Ontology annotation, molecular function: Hsp70 protein binding. Gene Ontology annotation, cellular component: endoplasmic reticulum membrane. Lineage: Eukaryota; Fungi; Ascomycota; Dothideomycetes. The coding region runs from base 1 to 1080 and encodes 359 amino acids. The record is from RefSeq and is a predicted model, not a curated record. Gene Ontology annotation, biological process: cellular response to misfolded protein.
AUGUCCGCCCGCGCCUCCGGCGCCGACCCCACCCCCAACGGCGACGCCAAAAACCGCGCGCACCACGACGGCAGCUCCGGGCGGGCCUUCACAGUCGAGCAAAAGACGGCCGUGGUACGCAUCCGCAAGUGCGCGCCCACAGCCUUCUACGAGAUAUUAGGGCUUGAAGAGGUUAAAGCCACGUGCUCGGAUGGCGAGAUCAAGAAGGCGUAUCGGAAGUUGAGCUUGCUUACGCAUCCGGAUAAGAAUGGGUUUGAGGGCGCGGACGAGGCUUUUAAAAUGGUUUCAAGAGCCUUCCAAGUCCUUUCCGAUCCCGAUAAACGCAGCAAAUUCGACAAGUUUGGGGGCGAUCCUGAUAACCGCUUUGCAUCCUCCGCAUCGGCCGGCGAGUCGCCUUUCAGCGGGUUUGGGCGGUCAGGCGGCGGGUUUGGUUCGAGAGGAGGGCCGAUGUUCGAGGAGGAGAUAAGCCCUGAGGAGAUGUUUAGGCAAUUCUUCGGUGGAGGAAUGGGUGGAUUUGGUGGUGGACCGUUUGGCGGCGGCCUCUUCGACACCGGCCCCGGCUUCGUCUUCAACCUAAACGGCGGCCCCGGAAUCCGGGUCCACCAGUUCGGCGGCGGCCGCCCAAGGCGUCGCCCUGACCCGUCGCAACCCCAACAACCCCCGACCGCAACCUCGGCCCUAACCUCGCUCCUCCCUCUCCUCCUCCUCUUCAUCCUCCCCCUCCUCUCCUCCCUCUUCUCCGGCUCCAGCAGUCCCACCGGCCCCUCCGUGCGCUUCGACAGCCCCUCCCCGCCCUACACGCAGCAGCGGCUGAGCGGGCGGCUGAAAGUGCCCUACUAUGUAAAUCCCGCCGAGGUGGAGGAUUUCGGGAACAAGCGGUGGAGGGAGCUGGAUAAGGUUGCUGAGGUGCGCUAUGUGCAGAAGCUGGAUGGGGAGUGUGAGCGUGAGCAGCAGGCGCGCAUGAGGUUGAUGCAGGAUGCGCAAGGGUGGUUUUAUGUGGAUCAGGAACGUAUGGAACGCGCGAGGAGGAUGGAUAUGAGGAGUUGCAGAAGGUUGGGGGAGUUGGGGUAUCAGCGGUGA